Messenger RNA from Crotalus tigris (Tiger rattlesnake), 2109 nucleotides. RefSeq names its product SEC22 homolog C, vesicle trafficking protein (gene SEC22C). The transcript is spliced from 7 exons. The coding region runs from base 182 to 1093 and encodes 303 amino acids. NCBI's taxonomy places the organism in Eukaryota, Metazoa, Chordata, Lepidosauria, Squamata, Viperidae. The record is from RefSeq and is a predicted model, not a curated record. Gene Ontology annotation, biological process: endoplasmic reticulum to Golgi vesicle-mediated transport.
CCCGUGACUCUUCCGCGCUCGCCUCUCGAUGGUGCCUGCAGCCGCUCCGGCCGCUGACGUCUUCUCCGUGACCGGAAGUGGGCGUGGCGAGGCGUUUGUUAUGAUGGCAGCCCCUUCCGACGCGGCGGCGAGUCCUGAAGCAAGGGAGGCGAGACUGUCCCCAUGAGUUCUCCCGCGGAGGAUGUCCAUGAUCCUCUUUGCCUGCGUGGUGCGGGUAAGGGACGGACUUCCUCUCUCGGCCUCCAGUGAUUUCCACCUAGACCCUCGUUUUUUGGAAUGCAGGAAGAGACUCAAGGUCCUGUCCUCCAUACUGACGCAGUAUCCAGAACGGGGCACAGCCAAAGAAUGUGACCUCAGCAUACACUUCCAUACUUCCGGGGGCGUCGCCUGUACCUGCAUUGCCAUCAGCAGUUACCCAGCUGUGAUGGCCUUCUGUUUCCUGGAAGAGCUUCGGUGUAAAUUUGCCACAUCCUACAAUGCCACCAGUGUCAGCCUGGCUUCCAGACCGUAUGCUUUCCUUGAAUUUGACAGUGUCGUCCAGAAAACCCAAAACCAGUUCAACCACACCAACUGCGCUCAGCCAAAGAUCGACGUGGCAAAGAUGCAGGAGGACCUCCGCUUGCGACCUCCCGCCCUGGUCAGCUGGGAAGACAUGGAAUUGAUGAACGGGAUAGUGAACGGCCGGGCGGAAGCUCACCUGGAGACAGCUCCUGCUUGCCGGAUGCAGCCAGUCUCUCCUUUGGGGAUCCUCUCCCUUGUCCUCAACAUCAUGUGUGGUGCACUCAACCUUAUUCGAGGGGUACACCUGGCAGAGUAUUCGUUGCAGGAAGAUCACCAAGAAAUUGGAAACAUCAUAGCGUUCCUGUUGCCUUUCAUGUGCUGCUUUGGUUUGUGUUACCUCUACUUAUUCUACACUUCCGCCCGGAAGAUCAAAGUUUUCAUCCUGCUUGCAACUGUCUGUCUCUGCAAUGUGUACCUGUACGGAUUACGAAACAACUGGCAAAUCCUCUUCCACAUCGCAGUUGCGUCCUUUUCUUCUCACCAGAUCCUAACCCGGCAGGUGGCUGAGAAACAGCCGGAUUUGGGGGUGUGAAAAAGGACUCCUUGCAUCCCAGACGGGGUGUUAAAAAAAAAAAAAAGUCUCAGCUUUGAGGGAAAUUAUUCUAAAGGAGCUCUGAGCAAAUUGACUUGUAAGUUUGGGUUUUUUUCACCCUUGCUCAAAAUAAUGCAUUUUAGCAAAAAGAAAAAAAAAAGAAAAACACUAUUUAUUUUUUUAGACCUGACAGGCAGGAAAGAAAAUAUCCAUCUUAAGGAAGGAAGCUUGCAAUCUUUUUAGAUUAAUUUGUUUAAUCCAAAAAAAGGGCCGCAGGGUGUGCGUGCUGAAAAAGACUCUCGCUGCUCUGAGUUGUAGCAAAAAUUCAGAGUUUUAGAGGCUGCCGUCCGAUUUUUCCGUCCAACUUUGUGUGUGUGUGUGUGUGUGAGCAGAAAGCAAAUUCAGAAAGCCACAUCCACCGCUGAUAAUCUGGGAAAAAUCAGCCUGGAAAAUCAGUAUGCACUGGAAACUCCCAACUGUGUCCUAUAAGCUCUGUCCAAGAUGAACUUUGGAAAGUGGUUGCAACCCACUGUGGGAUCCCUCCAAGUUUAAAGCACAAGAUUCUUUUACCAAACCAUUGAGGGUUUUUUUUAUAUAUACAUAUAAUUAAUUGUAAUAUUAUUUGGGAGAGGAUAAUUGUAAUAUUAUUGGGAAACUAACUUUUGAAUCAUGUUUGCAUUAGGCUAAGUUGUAGAUAAAUCUAUUUAUAUUGAGUUUGGGCAGAGGAGGCAGCAGCCUCGAAAAAUCACGGAUUGGUGAAGGUGCCUUGAGAGAGAACGUCCUGUAAAAAUUACCUGUACAUAGCCCGUUCCUUGUUUUGAACUAAAAAAAAAAACAGCUUUGAUUACACGAUUUCACAUUGAUAUGGCAUUUUUUAAAAGAAUUUUCUUAUGUAUCUAGAUUUCAGUGGAGUUUUUACACACGGGUGCUUACAACUAUAGGUUUACAGCAUGGAUAAUAAGAGGAAAAGUCUACUGAAUAUUAUGUUCUUCUUAAAGUUACUUUUUCCAAUCUGA